AAAGCACCGAUUAGUGUUGUUAUCGGUUUUUGAAACGUCGCUCAGUUCGUUAGUGUCCCUCGGCCAGCCUGGAAGCAUCCGUGCGACUCCUCCCGUCCGAACGUUGCGGUGCGGUGCUCAAUUCGAUGAAAGUGAGCAUCUAUGAUACAGUGACUGGAAGAAAUUGUUCGGAAGUAGCUGUAAGAUGUCCCUGCAUCCGCUUACCUACAAGGAAUCGAACAUAUCACCGACGGCAAUCGCUGGAGGUACUGCAACAUCUGGCGGAACGAUUGCCUCAAAGAUUCCUUUCUCCAUCGAGGAUAUACUGUUUCAAAAUGGAUCCAGCAAUAAUCACAACAAUAAUAAUAACAACAACAACAGUAGCAACACAAAUUUCAAUGUGAAAUCUGCGAGUGCAUCGAAAAGCCAGAGGACUCCUCCGGCUACGGCUGUGGUGUCCGAUAGUGGCGGAAGCAACAGCAGUAUAACUUCGGUGGAUUCUUGUGGUGGUACGAGAAAAGUGCCGCAGCUUAGCAGUAAUAGCGGAAGUGCGAUUGGUGGUAGCAGCAAUAGGUUAAGUGAUAAUACCAUGACAAAUAAAAGUAGUAAUACCAGUAGUGGUCACGCUCAUGGUGUUCACGGUACCAGUGGUCUCGAGGAUGAUUACCGAAAGGUUUUACAUACGGAGAGGUACAGCAAAUUAUCGCUCAAUCAGAACGGUCACUCUGGUGGAGCCCCCACCGGUCCACCAGCCCCGCAGUUCAGCAGUCCGAACCCGAGCGUUAUCUAUCCGGGUGGUCCGUACGGCGAUUCGGGCUAUCUCCAGAUGGCGCUCGGUGCCUAUCUUGCUCCGUCGGCCAGCGGCUACAAAACGGUAGAUCCGUACUUUCUCUCCCAGGCAGGACUUUUCGCUGGUUCUCCACUGUUUCCCGGCGGGGCCUGCCCGGACAUUGCGCUUGGUCUGGGCAUGGGUAUGAGCGCGCUAAGGCACUGUCGCCGACGGAAGGCACGAACCGUUUUCAGUGACCCGCAGCUGACCGGCCUGGAAAAGCGCUUCGAGGCCCAGAGGUAUUUGUCAACACCGGAACGAGUGGAAUUGGCAUCUGCGUUGGGUCUCAGCGAGACCCAGGUGAAAACGUGGUUCCAAAAUCGGCGCAUGAAACACAAAAAGCAACUGCGGAGACGAGAGGUCAGCACCACCGAACCCGUUGAUUUUUCCCGCACCGAAUCCGGCGGCAAUGGCAGUUCGGGAAGCGCUGGCACCGGAGGAAACCCCCAGAGCACUCCAUCCGGAGCCACUGGGGGGAAUCGGCUGAAUUCCGGUGAAAAAGAACCAUUCACGAUGUACAAUUCGGGCAGCAAUACGAGCAAACAAACCGGAAAGCCCAUGAUGGUGGGUCCUCCGAUGGGUAGGAUACUGAAAGGAUUACACAGUUCGGCCAAUUCGUCGUUCAGUUUGGUUCGCCGGCCGAUGAUGGAACGGAACGGAGACAUUCUGAGUGAUGACGACGAUGAGUAUGUGAACGAUUCUGACGAUGAUUGCAGCGACGUGGAUAUAGUGGGGGACGAGAAGGGCUACAUGACGUAGACGCUGGUGUCAAUUGAAUAAUUUACUUUAGAGAAAACCAACCAUUCCAAAGCAGUACUCUAGUCACAUACCUCACACAGGGUUAGAAGAAUUAUCGCUUUCAUACCACAACACGGUCAAAUUAGUUCUCGUGAGUACCGCAGUGAGUAGAUGCGCGCUAUACAGUUGUAAGUUGUAAUUUAGUCUAGUUUGUACAAAAAUAACCCGGUUCUGUGUGAUCUAAUUUAGGGGAUAGAGAUAAUAUUUAUCGUAAAUCGAAACACACAAAGCACCUGUACAUAUACAUCGGUUUAAACAGUCUCAAAUAAACCGAAAACUAGAGCCAAUCGACACUGAUUACCCGGCAAUGCCGUAAUUAACAACCACAAAUACGGAUAAAUUGGUCAAUUCAUUAACAUCAACUAGCGCUGCGUACUCGAUAUACCCGAUCAAACGCUCUGAUGAUGACAUGCCACCAUAUCACAACCACACCGCAAAUAUCUCUCCACCGGGGAAAAUUUAUCCACCCAACCCUUGGUUCUGUUGGUCGGUUGAGGCGGAGCCAACGGCGUCGAACGUAUAUGUCUCCGCUUAUGUAUACCAUAUACAAUAUUUUCCUCCAUUCACUACCAAGUUUCCAAACACCAACACAAUAAAGUCCACAAUUCAUAGCACAUAAUACAUAAGAACACGAACGUGAUUGGGAAAACGGUGGAAAAUAUCCCAAAGAGGAUUAACGUCGCUCUCUUUCCCCUCUCUGUAUAAAAAAAAAACAAGAAUUUAGCACGUGACCGUUUACGAAGCAAUCAGUGUCGUCAAGUCAUGUUUUUCUUGUUUCCUCAACUCUUAGCUUAGACUAUUUUUAUUGGGACCGUCGUUCCUCCCUCCGAAACAUGAUGCUGCUCAUUAGGUUCAAUUAUGUUUGAUGAAGAUAUGGCUUUUUUUUUCACUUCGGCUCUCAGGAAGUUCGAACCGAAGAGUGUUUCUUUUUUAGUGUUGGUGUAAGAUCAGGGUUUGGAAGGGAAAUUAAAAGGAUUUCACAAAAUAAAACUGCUUUUCAGUUUUCAGAUGGGAGUUUGCUGUAAUGGAAGCAGAUAACUUAGACCACUCAUACUCAGUCUGCGGACCGCGGGCCGCGUGCAGCCCACCGAACCCUUCUAGUU
This is a messenger RNA of Toxorhynchites rutilus septentrionalis, 2709 nucleotides long. RefSeq names its product brain-specific homeobox protein. The coding region runs from base 185 to 1567 and encodes 460 amino acids. The record is from RefSeq and is a predicted model, not a curated record. Gene Ontology annotation, biological process: regulation of DNA-templated transcription. NCBI's taxonomy places the organism in Eukaryota, Metazoa, Arthropoda, Insecta, Diptera, Culicidae. The transcript has 5 exons. Gene Ontology annotation, molecular function: DNA-binding transcription factor activity, RNA polymerase II-specific; DNA binding.